UUUGAAUUAUACAAGUCCAUCACAGAGCAUGUGCAAAGGAAACAUGCUCUUCAUAUUUAAAGGGAGGCAGAUUGAUUCACUUUUACCAUCAGCUGCACAUGAAAGCAGCUUCCUACAGCUAAACAGAGAAGCACUUCAUAUCUCUGCAAAAGAACAGACACUCUCAUUAAAGAAAGCAAAGCAGUGAUUCAGCUGCCACUAGCCAUUCAGUUUUCUUCUGGUUAAGAGAAGAAAAAUAUGAAUUAUCAGUCUGUACGAAAAGGCAUCACCUGUCCUCCGCAAGAUGCUAAUUGCACCAGGAUACUGGAAUCUUUAAAUUCUUGGAAUAACUCAGAAAUUAAUUCGUAUAAACUAGUGGAGCUGCCAUCAAUUGCUACUACGGAAACACCUCAGUAUGAAAUCCACCAUGUCUAUCCAACAGUUGAUGUUCCAGACCAUGUUCAUUAUGUAGUUGGUGCUGUCAUCCUUGCAGUGGGAAUAACAGGCAUGCUGGGAAAUUUUCUAGUCAUUUAUGCUUUCUGCAGAAGUAGGAGUCUUCGAUCUCCUGCAAAUAUGUUCAUCAUCAACCUUGCUAUCACUGAUUUCUUAAUGUCGGUAACUCAGGCACCGGUAUUUUUUGCAACUAGUUUGCAUAAAAGAUGGAUCUUUGGAGAGAAAGGUUGCGAGCUAUAUGCUUUUUGCGGAGCCCUUUUUGGAAUUACUUCCAUGAUCACACUGAUGGUGAUUGCUGUGGAUAGGUAUUUUGUGAUCACACGACCACUCACCUCCAUUGGUGUUAUGUCCAAGAAAAGGGCAGUGCUAAUCCUUUUAGGUGUUUGGCUGUAUUCUCUGGCAUGGAGUCUUCCUCCCUUCUUUGGUUGGAGUGCAUAUGUGCCAGAGGGUCUCCUGACAUCCUGCACCUGGGAUUAUAUGACCUUUACUCCAUCUGUUCGAGCAUAUACCAUGCUUCUCUUCUGUUUCGUUUUCUUCAUUCCACUUUUUAUCAUUAUAUAUUGCUACAUAUUUAUCUUUAAAGCCAUCAAGAAUACAAACAGGGCAGUUCAGAAAAUAGGUACAGAUGACAACAAGGAAUCUCACAAGCAGUAUCAGAAAAUGAAGAAUGAAUGGAAAAUGGCAAAAAUUGCUUUGAUUGUUAUCCUGCUUUAUGUGGUUUCAUGGUCACCAUAUUCUACAGUGGCCCUAGUGGCCUUUGCAGGAUAUGCAAGUGUCUUAACACCAUACAUGAACUCUGUGCCUGCUGUAAUUGCAAAAGCUUCUGCCAUUCACAAUCCUAUAAUAUAUGCAAUUACACAUCCCAAAUAUCGGAUGGCAAUAGCAAAAUAUAUUCCUUGUCUGGGAUCAUUGCUAAGAAUAAAACGCAGAGACUCCAGAUCCUAUAGCAGUUACGCUUCUUCUCGGCGUUCUACUGUUACCAGCCAGUGUAGCCAGUCGUCUGACGUGGGUGGGCAUCCCAAGCUGAAAAAACGCUUGCAAAGCGUCUCAGACAGCGAAUCGGGCUGGACUGAUAUUGAAGCUGAUAGUAGUGUGAACUCCAGACAAGCCAGUAGGCAGGUUUCCUAUGAAAUGGGCAAAGACACCACUGAGAAUAAUGAUUUAAAAUCCAAAGCUAAGCUGAAAAGUCACGAUUCUGGAAUUUUUGAGAAGACAUCAAUGGAUGCAGAUGAUAUUUCCUUGGUGGAACUUGGGACAGUUGAUCGAAGUUCUCCAAUUAUGACUAGUAAACAUUUGAAUGGUCUGGGGCAAAGAAAGGGUGACUCUAUCACAAGACGAUCCCCAUCAUCACGCAUUCCAAGUAUUGUUGUGACGCACAGCAAUCACCAAGGGAGCCCAGCCUCAGUGAGGCAUGAUUCAGCCUUGCCUGGUACUAAAGUCAGUAACAAUCAAGACCGAGAGAAGGAAGUCAAAAUGCAAAUAGAGAAGAUGAAGCAGUAUGUGCCCAUUGUGACCAUCACUUCUGAAACAGAAAACAUCUUGAACACAUCCUGAGAAAGGCUUCUGAAAGGGAGUUAAUUCCAUAUUUUUUUGUUUUAAUUGUCUUAUCCUUUAACUGUGUUCUCAGUUGUUCUGAUUGAUAUUGCACUCCAUGUUGAAGCUAUUGUUACAUAAAUGUUAAAAAUGG
Molecule: messenger RNA, 2119 nt
Organism: Xenopus laevis (African clawed frog)
Lineage: Eukaryota; Metazoa; Chordata; Amphibia; Anura; Pipidae
Gene: opn4.S
Product: opsin 4 S homeolog
Exons: 11
Coding region: 238-1986 (582 amino acids)
Source: RefSeq, a predicted model, not a curated record